UUAGUCCACUUCUUCUUCAAACCCAUUAUCCCAAAUAUCCAAACCUCCCUCCAUAUAUUCUAUUAGUUCAUGUGACAAGUCAAGUCUCGAAACAACCAUGCCAAUCAACCAAGGUCUCCUCAAGCGCAAUCCAGCUCUCACCCCCAAAGAAUUCUCAGAUAGCUGGUACGGCCGACACGCCCAGCUCGUGGUACCUUUCUUCCUUCACAGUGGAGUAACUUACUACGCCCAAAUACACGCCCCCCUCUCAAACACCACCCCGGAUCUCGACCUAAGCCCCUUCUCGGGAGCCGCAGAAAUUCCCUCAGAAGACGUGCUCAAGAUCUUCGCUCCGGACCCGCCUAUGCCGCAGUGGAAGAAAGAUUACUACGAAGAAGUGAUUUUGAAGGAUGAGAAGAGGUUGUUGGAGAGUCUUGCGACGGAGCAUUUGGUGCAGGUGGGUGAGGGGACAGUCAAGGGUGAGAGGAGGGCGAGGGGGGAGGAAGGGGGAAAGUGAGAUCUGGAGAGCUCUGUGCUUCAAAGGUAUGGUAGAGAAGAUGAAUUGAAGUGUUUAACUUGAGUGUAG
This is a messenger RNA of Hyaloscypha bicolor E, 565 nucleotides long. RefSeq lists its product as uncharacterized. Lineage: Eukaryota; Fungi; Ascomycota; Leotiomycetes; Helotiales; Hyaloscyphaceae. Gene Ontology annotation, molecular function: oxidoreductase activity. The transcript has 2 exons. The record is from RefSeq and is a predicted model, not a curated record. Bases 98 to 496 code for a protein of 132 amino acids.